This is a messenger RNA of Cricetulus griseus (Chinese hamster), 1581 nucleotides long. Lineage: Eukaryota; Metazoa; Chordata; Mammalia; Rodentia; Cricetidae. The record is from RefSeq and is a predicted model, not a curated record.
UCGCCUGGCCAGGCUGCUGUCGGCGCUCUUCUACGGGACAUGCUCCUUCCUCAUCGUGCUGGUCAACAAGGCGCUGCUGACCACCUACGGUUUUCCCUCACCAAUUGUUCUUGGAAUUGGGCAGAUGGCCACCACCGUAAUGAUACUGUAUGUGUCCAAGAUAAAUAAAAUAAUCCACUUUCCUGAUUUUGACAAGAAAAUUCCUGGAAAGCUGUUUCCUCUGCCUCUUCUCUACGUUGGCAACCAUAUAAGUGGCUUAUCCAGCACAAGUAAAUUAAGCUUGCCAAUGUUCACCGUGCUCAGGAAAUUUACAAUCCCACUCACUUUACUCCUGGAAGCCAUCAUACUUCGGAAACACUAUUCCUUGAACAUCAUCUUCAGUGUUUUGGCCAUCGUGCUUGGGGCUUUCAUAGCAGCUGGCUCUGACCUUGCAUUCAACUUGGAAGGCUACAUUUUUGUGUUCUUGAACGACAUCUUCACAGCAGCAAAUGGAGUUUAUACCAAACAGAAAAUGGACCCGAAGGAGCUGGGGAAAUACGGAGUGCUUUUCUACAAUGCCUGUUUCAUGAUAAUUCCAACUGUCAUCAUUAGUGUCACUACUGGAGACUUUCAGAGGGCCACUGAAUUCAGCCACUGGAAGAACGUCUUGUUUAUUAUUCAGUUUCUUCUUUCCUGUCUUUUGGGGUUUCUGCUGAUGUACUCCACAGUUCUUUGCAGCUACUACAACUCAGCUCUGACCACCGCAGUGGUUGGAGCUAUCAAGAAUGUAUCUGUUGCCUACAUUGGGAUGUUGGUUGGUGGAGACUACAUUUUCUCCCUCUUAAACUUUAUAGGGUUAAAUAUUUGAGAAGGAAUUCUCAGUCCACAACCCUGUGAGGAAAAAACAACAACAACAACAACAACAACAACAACAACAACAAAACAGUGAUCUUAGUAGUUGGGUGCAAAUUAAGCUGACUGUAAUGAUAAAAACAUUAACAGUGCUUGUGGGAUUUUCACUUUUCCCCCUUUCUCUUCAGCAUGGCAGGUGGCUUAAGAUACUCCUUUUUAACAUUGAACAGCCAAUUAAAACCUAAACAACCCGUGGAUGAAGAAAGCAUGCCUCUGGAUCUGAAGAGCUAGACUGGAAGGCAGAGUUGCAGGCUUAGGCUGGACAAGGCAGACCCAGCAGGCGUGGGCAACCCAGAGAUCCCACACCUGGGACAAUCACCUGCUUGGCCAGAGCACAAACAGGAAUGUCUGCAAAAUACAAAGAAAGCUACCUCACACGUCACUGCACAAGGAGCCACAAGGCACCCAAGACACACAGCCCAGAACCUUCUGAAACUCAGUUUUUGAGUUUGCUCAAAGUUAGCCAUGGGGCCCUAUACUGUGUGCUCAGGGGGACUUUUCAAAGGUGACUUUGCUUAUCAGCACCUUGGCCUUAAUCUCAAAGGCCCCAGCCAAAGCAAGUACCAGGGAGAACUUUUUGUUGUUGAAACAUCUCUUUAUUUUCAUAAAAUUCAGUCAUAUCAAUUUAAACUAUGUUGGUUAUGUUGUUUUCCAGGCCAUCAAAAUGAAAUAAAAAGCCAUUUCUAUAUA